CAGUCACAAUCACGCCCUCCCACGCCGCCGCCAUGGCUCUCAGCCUCUCCGCUCGCCUCCCUUCGUGCUCAUCCUCUGUAUUUGAGAAAGCCCACAAGGUAACAACGCAGCCUCCAAUCCUACCUUUCCCGUCCAAUCUCGCCGCUUGUGGAUGCACUUUGCUACCGGCUUCCAUGGGCGUCGCCCGCCGAAGGAGGCAGGUGGUUGGGGCGGUGGAGGAGCAACACAACCAAACCUCAGUCUUGGCCCAAAAACAGUCUCCUUCUUAUUCUUCUUCCAAGCUGGUGCUCGUCAUCGGUGCCUCUGGUGGAGUUGGGCAGUUAGUUGUUGCAUCCUUGCUUAGUAGAAAUAUUAAGACACGCUUGCUACUUAGAGAUCCUUCAAAAGCAAUAUCUUUGUUUGGUUUGCAAGAUGAGAACACUCUUGAGGUACGUGAAGGUGACACAAGAAAUCAAAAUGACUUAGAUCCAACUAUCUUUGAUGGAGUGACGCAUAUUAUUUGCUGUACUGGAACUACAGCUUUUCCUUCAAAACGUUGGGACGGAGAUAACACCCCUGAACGAGUAGACUGGGAAGGAAUCCGGAACCUUGUUUUGGCACUUCCUCCUACUCUUGAGAGGCUUGUUCUUGUGUCAUCAAUUGGCGUUACAAAAUACAAUGUGUUACCAUGGAGCAUUAUGAAUCUCUUUGGUGUUCUAAAAUUCAAGAAGAUGGGCGAAGAUUUUGUGCGAAGUUCUGUUGUACCAUUCACCAUUAUUAGGGCUGGGAGAUUGACUGAUGGACCAUACACUUCCUAUGAUCUAAAUACAUUGUUGAAAGCAACUGCUGGAAAACGCCGUGCAGUUAUUUUAAGUCAAGGAGAUAAGCUUGUUGGGGAGGUUAGCAGACUUGUAGUUGCUGAAGCAUGUAUACAAGCACUUGACCUAGAGUGUACUAAAAGAAAGAUCUACGAGAUCAACUCAGUUGAGGGAGACGGCCCUGGGAGUGUUCCAGAGAAAUGGAGGGAGCUCUUUGAAUCUGCCGAAACUAAUUAGUCUGAAUCAUAAUUUCUCUCCUCGUAACUUGUUAAAGUGGCUUCAUGUAUAAGCAAACGAAGCAUCUCAAGGUACAUAAACAAGCUAAGGUACAUGUAGAUUUGAUGAGAGCUAUGUGAGUGCAACGGAAGAAUUCAACGAGUAAUGAGAGGCAAUCACCAUUCUGCAUUAUGUAGUUCUGCAUGAUAUAGCAAUCCCCUCCUUGGCACUCAUCUAAGGAAAAGAAAGCCAUACACAGAAUCAGUUUGCGUGAAUGAGAACAAUCCAACUAAUGUCAUGGAUAUAAUUGUUAUUUUUCCAGUCAUGAUGUUCAUGAGAAUCUGCUUAGUGCUAUUGUACAGGUGAGGCCAGUAGCCUUGGCCCGAUUUCCAGCUCAUGUCAUGGUGUUUAUUGUUUUUAUUUCAUCGACGUGCUAUUUUGUUUUGUUUAAUUAUGAAUGUAUCCAAACUUAGCUGGCAUGUGAGGGAAUGGGAAUUGGCAAACAACAAUAUAGUAUUAUUAUUGAUUGCAUGCGAUUACAAAUGCUA
Molecule: messenger RNA, 1561 nt
Organism: Zingiber officinale
Lineage: Eukaryota; Viridiplantae; Streptophyta; Magnoliopsida; Zingiberales; Zingiberaceae
Exons: 10
Coding region: 33-1034 (333 amino acids)
Source: RefSeq, a predicted model, not a curated record